AAGAAUCCCAAGAGGAAAAUUAAGAAUUAUUCCUUACCUAAUAAAUUCUCAUUCUCAGUUGAUUUGGCCAUGAAAUAUCAGGGUUAGGAGCCCAGUCUCCCCAUGCUACAGUCUCCAGAGUGUGUGGCAAGGAAUCUGAAAGAUUCAUCUCAAGAAAUGUUAGACAAAGAAGAAGAUCACUAUGUGGACUCAUCCUCUGACCUUGCUAAAGGUGACAACCACUAUCAUCAUUAUCAUAGAAUUCUUCUGGAGCCCCAGGAAAAAAAAAGUACUGACUUUAAAGAAUAUGUGGUCCAAAAGUUGAAAAAGACUUGCUGUUGUAGCCCAGCCAAAGCCAAAAACUGGUUUUUUGGUUUCAUGCCAGUUUUGCAGUGGCUCCCUAAGUAUGACCUGAAAAAAUAUCUCCUUGGAGAUAUAAUGUCUGGCUUGAUUGUAGGCAUCUUAUUGGUACCACAGUCCAUUGCAUAUUCUCUUCUAGCAGGCCAGGAGCCAAUUUAUGGUUUAUAUACUUCUUUUUUUGCUGGAAUAAUUUAUUUCUUAUUUGGGACAUCCAGACACAUCUCAGUGGGUAUUUUUGGAGUGUUGUGCCUCAUGAUCGGUGAAGUAGUUGAUCGGGAGGUGCAUAAAGCUGGCUAUGGGAUGGAACAUAAAGCUUAUCCUGGCCUCUUCGAUCACAUAAACGAAAGCAUCAUCAUUCCAGCUGUGAACCACACAUCAGGACAGAUCUGUGAUAAAAGCUGCUAUGCAAUUACUGUUGGCACAACAGUUACUUUCAUAGCUGGAGUUUAUCAGAUAGCCAUGGGCCUGUUUCAGGUGGGCUUUGUCUCCGUCUACCUCUCUGAUGCCUUGCUGAGUGGAUUUGUCACUGGUACCUCCUUUACUAUCCUUACUUCUCAGGCCAAAUAUCUUCUAGGACUAAACAUCCCUCGAAGUAGUGGUAUGGGCUCUCUCAUUACUACCUGGAUAUAUAUCUUCAAAAACAUUCAUAAAACCAAUCUCUGUGACCUUGUUACUAGCCUUUUGUGCCUUCUUGUCCUUGUGCCAACCAAAGAACUCAAUGAACACUUCAAAUCCAAACUUAAGGCACCAAUUCCCACUGAGCUGGUAGUAGUUGUGGCAGCUACACUGGCAUCUCAUUUUGGAAAACUGAAUGAGAAGUAUGGCUCCAGUAUAGCUGGACAUAUUCCAACUGGGUUCCUGCCUCCCAAAGCACCUGAUUGGAACUUGAUUCCUAAUGUGGCAGUCGAUGCAAUAGCUAUUUCUAUCAUUGGUUUUGCUAUUACCGUGUCACUAUCAGAGAUGUUUGCCAAGAAACAUGGCUACAUAGUCAAGGCCAAUCAAGAAAUGUAUGCCAUUGGCUUUUGUAAUAUCAUCCCUUCCUUCUUCCACUGCUUUACAACCAGUGCAGCUCUUGCCAAGACCUUAGUCAAAGAGUCUACAGGCUGUCAGACUCAGUUUUCUAGUGUGGUGACAGCAAUGGUUCUUUUAUUGGUCCUCCUUGUAGUAGCACCUUUAUUCUACUCCCUCCAAAAAUGUGUCCUUGGAGUGAUAACCAUUGUAAAUCUUCGGGGAGCCCUUCGGAAGUUUGGUGAUCUGCCCAACAUGUGGAGGCUUAGCAAAAUGGAUACAGUUAUUUGGUUUAUUACUAUGCUCUCCUCUGCAUUGAUAAGUACUGAAAUUGGUCUGCUUACUGGGGUCUGCUUUUCUAUGUUUUGUGUCAUCCUUCGAACUCAGAAGCCAGAAACUCCUAUACUUGGUCAUGUGGAAGAGACUGAAAUCUAUGAGUCUUUGUGUGCCUACAAGAACCUUCAGACUGAGCCAGGAAUUAAGAUUUUCCGUUUUGUAGCUCCCCUCUACUACAUCAACAAAGAAGGUUUUAAAUCUACCUUGUACAAGAAAACUGUCAGCCCAAUCUUGGUGAAGGCAGCACGGAAGAAGGCAGCAAAGAGAAAGCUCAGAGAGAAAACAGUGACUUUCAGUGGCUGCCAGGAUGAUGUUUCCAUCAGCCUCUCUCAUGAGCCCCCAGAGCUCCAUACCAUAGUAAUUGACUGCAGUGCCUUGCAAUUUUUAGAUACAGCAGGAAUCCAGACACUCAAAGAGGUUCGCAAAGAUUAUGCAGACAUUGGUAUCCAGGUUCUACUGGCUCAAUGCAAUUCCUCUGUGAGGAGUUCUUUGUACAGUGGAGAAUACUGUACAAAGGAAGAGGAAACCCUUCUCUUCUACAGUAUACACCAAGCAUUAUGUUUUGCUCUGGACUUGCAAAAACAGAAAGCUUUGAAUGCAUCCAAUGGUUUAAACACUUCUACUGACUGA
Gracilinanus agilis (Agile Gracile Mouse Opossum) is the source of this 2313-nucleotide messenger RNA. RefSeq names its product solute carrier family 26 member 2 (gene SLC26A2). Gene Ontology annotation, molecular function: secondary active sulfate transmembrane transporter activity; bicarbonate transmembrane transporter activity; oxalate transmembrane transporter activity. Gene Ontology annotation, biological process: transmembrane transport. The record is from RefSeq and is a predicted model, not a curated record. NCBI's taxonomy places the organism in Eukaryota, Metazoa, Chordata, Mammalia, Didelphimorphia, Didelphidae. Bases 103 to 2313 code for a protein of 736 amino acids. Gene Ontology annotation, cellular component: membrane. The transcript has 4 exons.